CACCGCGCCUUCAACGGCUUCAGUCAUUCAAGCAGCUCAGCCUUGGUGUUCGUGAGAGCGUCUGUUCUGUUAGGCCAUCUGGGUUCGGGUAACCUGUGUCCUGAAGCGGACCGGUCCCUGAACGGGGGUCUUUACUCUCUCAUUUCGAGGUGAACUUUCCCGUCCAUGCUUCAGGAAUCACCGGCCGUUGACGGGAAGCGAGCGUUUGGGCGGCAGAAGCGGUGCUGUCAGCGAUAUAACAGCAGAAAGCCUUAAAUAUACAGACAUAAACCAACCGGAAAGAGAACUGAGGGAAUCGAACCAUACUUUAAAAGCAACUUGAUGGAUUUAGAGACCGGAAGAAACGAACUGGGAGCAAUGGGAGACUCGAUGCAGCCGCAGACCCCCAGUCGCCACGAGAAAAGUCUCGGACUGCUCACGACUAAAUUUGUGACUCUGCUGCAGGAAGCAAAGGACGGAGUGCUGGAUCUGAAAGCUGCUGCAGAUACUUUGGCUGUAAGGCAGAAACGGCGCAUCUAUGACAUUACCAAUGUUUUGGAAGGCAUUGGACUCAUCGAGAAGAAAUCCAAGAAUAGCAUCCAGUGGAAGGGUGUUGGUCCAGGUUGCAACACGCGUGAAAUUGCAGACAAGCUGAUAGACCUCAAGUUGGAAUUGGAGGAUCUUGACAGGAGGGAACAUGAACUGGACCAGCAGAGAGUUUGGGUUCAGCAGAGCAUCAAGAACGUGACAGACGACUCAAUAAAUAGCCCUCUGGCGUAUGUAACACAUCAAGACCUCUGCAAUUGCUUCAAAGGUGACACUCUUCUAGCAAUCAGAGCUCCUUCAGGAACGCAGCUGGAGGUUCCUGUGCCUGAAUCUCAUGUUAACGGACAAAAGAAGUACCAGAUUCACCUGAAGAGCUCUGCAGGCCCCAUUGAGGUCCUGCUGGUGAAUAAGGACCCCACUAGUUCUUCUCCUGUGGUGCUGCCUGUGCCCCCGCCUGAUGACAUGCUUCAGAGCCUGUCCACCCCAGCUUCAACUACCUCCGCUGCUGCUGCACCCACCAAACCGGCAGCCAACAGUACGCCAACCUCCACCUCCACCUGCCAGAGUCCCACCACCACCUCCGCCACUGCCGUCCCUCCCAACACAACCACUGCCUCUGCUGCUGGGGCAAAUACAGAGAUUUCAAGCACCUCCACUUCAGAUACAACAGUCAAUCCGACAUCUUCAACAGACGCGCAGCAGCUACAGUCUUCUGCUUCAUUGGACAGCAGCUCUUCACUUCCUGAUUCCUCAACCCUUUUUGAACCAAUCAAAACAGACCCUUCAGAUCUGCUGGAUCUUCCCAAAGAACUUUCAGAAAUGUUUGACCCGAAAGAAAUUAUGAGCACAGAUUUGCUUGAGGAGCUGAUGUCGUCAGAAGUUUUCUCUCCGCUCCUCCGUCUAUCCCCUCCUCCGGGUGACCAUGACUACAUCUAUAACUUGGAUGAGACGGAGGGCCUUUGCGACCUCUUUGACGUUCCCAUUGCCAACCUUUGACCUCCAAACACACCGUACAAUGAGAGUAGUGUACUUAAAAGAACUUUCUUUUUUGAUUUACCCUUUCAAAAGGAGAAAAAACAAAGCGUGGCUCUGUGUCAGAUCCAUAUGUAUGAUAAGCUGAUUCUGUGUAUAUAAAGCUUUUUUAUAUGUGUAUAUUUACUCCAACCCAAAAGCAGCUGACUGAAAAUGAACUUUCCCUGCUAAAUUCAACCGAUCCAGUCUGAUGCAGACAUCAGACGUCCAAACCAUUUUUGUUUAAUCUCAAACUAACUGCUUUUAUACAACUUUUGUAUAGACACAGAGGGAAUUUGAUGUUUGUCUCAAAAUUCACCAGCAAUUGGUUAAUGGUUCAAUGAUAAUACCAGCUAGAUGUGUCUUCCUCUUUUAAAGUAGCACCUUUUCCUCCCUCUCGCUCAGUGUAUUUAUUACUGAUCUGGACGCAACUAUUAUACAGAUUGCUAAUGAAACGGUGUGUUAUUUUAUGAUUAUGCUUUUGAAGAAAGCAUGCCUCUAAUGCAUACAUUGUGAAGCAAUUCUGCCAAUAGGAAGAAGUUUCUCAUCUUGCGUCAAAUGACCGCUCUCUGAAAAACCAUGAGGAAGUAAUUAAAUUACACUAAAAGCUUAGUUGUGAAAAUUGCAUUGUGUGGAAUUGAUACAGUUUGGUGCUAAACAGCGAAAUCUAUUUAUCAUAGCGUCAGAAAAAGUGAAGAAACAUACAUAAGUGUUGGAUGAACCAUUCCUACUUGUCUAUUUCAUGUGUGAUUUAUUAAUGCUACAUGUCUCACAAAAUUAUAGAAGCUCGUUUUCACCACGGAUUUUCAAAUUUUUUUCUCACAUUUGCAAGAAAUAAAAAGUUGCAAUGGUUGCCUUUAUUCAGUCUGAAACGCAAAAAUUUGAGCGAUGUAAACUUAGAAUUCUGAGAAAACAAGUUUGAAUCGUUAGAUUAGAAUUCUGGGUUUAUCUCGAAAUUCUGAGAAAAUGUUUUUUCCAAAAUUGUGAGAUAAAAAGUCUUUUCUGUGGCAGAAACAUGCUUUCAUAUAACGUGGCUAUACAGUAGCUUACGAUGUGAAUAUAAAUUUAACCUUGUUUAAAGGACUAACUGCUGUGGAAAGGUCACUGUACAAAUGUUAAAUUAGAUGCCAAUUGCUAUUUUUGUAUUUUAAAACAUUGUCCCUCCCUGUUUUCAGUCUCUAAAGUCCAUCUGUUCUUAUCCCGUUUAUAUAUGUGUAUAGAUGCUUUUGAAAAUGUGACAUCUUCAUUAUGUCUGUAUAUGAGAAAAACUGUCUAAAGAAGGAUGUGGGUGCGGGAGUAAAGAGAAGUCGCAAUAUGACGAAAUGGAGUAUCAGUGUGCUGUGUAUUGAGCGCUGUCCAAACAGAAUGUCAUUAUAUGUGGGUUCCUGACCGUGUCGGUACUGAUGGUUGGCCCCACUCAAAUCUUCUCGUUCCUGUCUGCUAAAUAAUAUUUUUAUGCUUGUACACAGUAAGCAUUUGCCAUUUAUUUUUGUACUUGAUAGAUCUCCAACUGCUCUGGUUCUCAUUUGAUAAAUAGGCUGCAGUUCCUUCUGUCUGGCUUAUUUCCACAUUGCACUUUAAAACAGUUUAUUAGCAGGUUAACUUCAAGCCCUAUGCAUUGAACGGGCUGGCUGAAUCAGUUUUACAGUAUCCAGGGAAUUUAAGCAGUUUUUAAAAUCUUCACUGUGUCAUUGCAAAAUAUCGGAAUUGUUGUUCUUUACUGGAGUCAUCAUCCCCAUGAAUAAAGAAUGUUUUUGUA
Molecule: messenger RNA, 3295 nt
Organism: Labeo rohita (rohu)
Lineage: Eukaryota; Metazoa; Chordata; Actinopteri; Cypriniformes; Cyprinidae
Gene: e2f4
Product: E2F transcription factor 4
Exons: 10
Coding region: 322-1521 (399 amino acids)
Biological process (GO): regulation of transcription by RNA polymerase II
Cellular component (GO): RNA polymerase II transcription regulator complex
Molecular function (GO): protein dimerization activity; RNA polymerase II cis-regulatory region sequence-specific DNA binding; DNA-binding transcription factor activity, RNA polymerase II-specific
Source: RefSeq, a predicted model, not a curated record